UGGGCCUGCGCGUGGGGGCCCCGGGCCGCGGGGACGCUGACCGCCCCGACCCCCAAACCCCCAUCAACAAAAAUGAAAUCAAAACUGGGGCUCCAGCUUUGCGGAGCGGGGACCCCGAUUCUCACUCUGCGGUGGCUGGGCCUUCCCUCCGCCGCAGGGCCCGGCUGGGUGCAGUGGGAACAGUAGUUUUAGGGGAACCUGAAGGUCACCGAGUCUGUGCCCUUGAGCGCCCAAAGCGAAUCCUGGGGGCUUCCGAUGGGCAGCGCCGUGAUGGCGGGGUUUCAUGCAGGCGGUCAAACCGGGCCAUCCGAGAUUGGGUGCACACAUAAAGUAGUGCCCAUGACAUCUCUUUGAGCCUUAAUGGCCUUUGCCAGUCAUGACCUCAGUCUGUCUUGAGCUUUUGACAAUAAUAUACAUUUUAUAUAUGUUUCAGGAAUAUAUAUAUUUAUUAUUGGUCAUGGUAUGCAUAAUAUAUGUAGAAUUAAUACCUGAUUGAAUAAUUGUGAGCAUCAUUUUUUAAAAAUAUGGAUAUUCAUAAUGAAAAUGGGUGCAGGGACCUCUUUGGAAUUCAUCGCUGCACUUUCAAAGAGCAAAUGUGAUGUUCACUUGCAAUUUGCUGCAGUCUAAUAAUUUCACGUUUCCACAAUAGGAGCAAAAAAAAAAUUGUUUUAAGAGCAAGAAAAAAAAAAAAACCGAAAUGUCUUACCAAUUGGAAUUUAUACAUCUGUAUCUUGCCAAGUAAUUAAAUAGUGGGUGGCAAAAUGUAUGUAGUGAACAAAUAUGAAAUGUUGUAAAGCCUUUUUUUUUUUUUUAGUUAAGAGAACUAUGUUGGGUCAAGGUGAGAGAGGAAAAAGAAUAAGAGAGUGAGUGGUUCCUGAAAGAUUCAGGUGUAUAAUUAGAAUUAAUUGGGGGGGGGGGAAACAACCCAACCCUGUUGCCGUGGAGUCGAUUCUGACUCAUACCAACCCUAUAGAACUUAGACUGCCCCAUGGGGCUUCCAAGUCUGUAAUCUUUAGAGAGGAAACUCUUGUAGUGGUUAAGAGCUACCGCAUCUAACCAUGAAGGUGAGCAGUUCAAAUCCACCAGGCGUCCCUUGGAAACCCUGUGGGGCAGUUCUACUCUGUCCUAUAAAGGGUCGCUAAAAGUUGGAAUGGACUUCAUGGCAACGGAGUAAUCUUUAGGGAAGCCGACUGCCACAUCUCUGUCCCGUGGAGCUGCUGAUGGAUUCAAACCACCUACCUUUUGGUUAGCAGCCAAGUUCUUAGCCACUGCGCUACCAGGGGCCCUUAAUUGAAACUACUGUGCUUAAAAGAAAGCCUUGGAGGGAAGACUGGCAUAAAACUAAGCAUGUGGAAUGGUGUUGUGUGCCAUGGAGUCGAUUUGGGCCCAGGUGACAGAGUAGAAAUGCCCCAUAGGGUUUUCAUGACUGUUUUUUUAAUCUCUACCGGAACAAGUUGCUAAGUCUUUUUCCCCCUGACUGGCUCGGUGGGUUCGUACCAGCCACCUUUCAGUUGUGUACCAACUUACAGCAUUUUUAUGUGUAUUUGUUUUUGGUAUUGUCAGUUUCGCAGGUAGAAUGAAGCCCAUCAAUUUAUCCUUCGCAGCGUGUGGGUUUCUGGGCAUCUACCACUUGGGGGCAGCAUCGGCCCUUUGCACACACGGCAGAAAGCUCCUGAAGGAUGUCAAGGUCUUUGCAGGGGCUUCUGCGGGAUCCUUGGUUGCCACUGUCCUGCUAACAGCGCCAGGAAAAAUAGAGGAAUGUAACGAAUUCACCUACAAGUUUGCGGAAGAAACCCGAAGGCAGCCUUUUGGGGCAGCGACACCCGGUUAUGACUUUAUGGCCCGCCUGAGAAGUGGAAUGGAGUCGAUUCUUCCUCACAACGCCCACGAGCUGGCCCAGAAUCGACUCCAUGUAUCCAUCACCAACACCAAGACCAGGGAAAAUUACUUAGUCUCCCAUUUUUCCUCCAGAGAAGACCUCAUUAAGGUUCUCUUAGCCAGCAGCUUCGUGCCGGUGUAUGCAGGCCUAAGACCGGUGGAAUACAAAGGCCAGAUGUGGGUUGAUGGCGGCUUCACCAAUAGCCUCCCCAUCCUGCCUGUGGGCCGGACAGUGACCAUCUCGCCCUUUAGUGGACGCUUGGACAUCUCGCCGCAGGACGAAGGGCAGCUCGAUCUGUACAUCACGGUCUCCAAACAGGACAUAAUGUUGUCUGUGACCAACUUGGUGAGACUCAGUCAAGCCCUUUUCCCACCAAACAAGAAGAAAAUGCAAUCACUGUACCAAUGUGGCUUUGAUGACACCGUUAAGUUUUUACGGAAAGAAGACUGGUUUGAAUAGAAGGCUUGGAAGUUUAUACCACAGAGCAGAUGUCUGACAGUUUUUGACAGAGGUUUCCAAUUAAAUGUUCUGUUAGUUUUUAUUUUUAAUGUAUCAGGAGUUUGUCAAUUAAUAAGUAAGGAACUAAAAGACGAUUUAUUAGAAUUUGAUAACAUUGUGAACAAGGCUAGAUUCAGCAGUCGUUUGGGUUUUGUGUGUGUGUGUAGUGAAAAUACGCAUAAGAAAGCUUACGUCUUCUCCACAACUUCCACAGGUACAUUUCAGUGACAUUGAUUACACUCUUGAGGUUGUGCACCCAUUCUCUCUAUCCUUUCCCAAAUCAUUUCCCCACCAUUAACACAAACUCAUUGCCCCUGAGCAAAAACUGCCCCCUCUUUCCCACCUCUGCUAACCACUAAUAAUCUUUGGUUUCUAUGUAUUUGUUUAUUUCAUACAAGUGAGAUCAUACAGUAUUUGUCCUGUUGCAACGGAUGUAUUUUGUUCAGCAUAGCGUCUUCAAGGCUUCUCCAUACCAUAGUGUGUAUGGGGACUUCAUUUCUCUCUAUGACCGAGUAGUGUUCCAUUGUGUGAUUGAUAGUGUGUGUUUUGUUUAUCCAUUCCUCUGCUGAUGGACAUGUAGGCCGUUCAGGUGUCGUUUUCAGAGAACGAUGAUGUCCUUCUGAAAGCUGUUUAAAUUUAGGAGUGCAGGCUCUUUGGGAAAGCCAAGGAAUGGUGGAAGGGGUGUGAUACCUUGAGGAUCCUCCUGGGGACUUUGGCCGCACUCUUUUGACAUAAAACAUGGUACUUCCUUGAGUUACUUGUUUCUGGUAGGGCGGAACGGAAGGACCAGCGCUCUUGGGCUGAACUGGGCCGAGGAGAGACCCCGCUGUCCAGGGCACUAAUGGUGGCAGAGAAGAGAAUUGAGAAGUAGACAGCCUCAUCAGAGACUUUGCCCUCUUUUCAUGGUGGUGGUGGUGGUGUCCGGUACAGUCGAGACUCCAACUCAUGGUGAUUCCAUGUGCGCAGAGUAGAACCGCUCCACAGGGCUCUAAAGGCUGUGACCUUUCAGAAGCAGAUCUCCAGGCUUUGCUUCUGAGGCCCCCUAGGUGGGUUUGAACCUCUAACCUCUAGGUUAAUAGUUCAGUACUCAACCAUUUGAGCCACCUGGGGGCUUCUUUUCUUUUCAUAACCACGUGCAAUUGCUCCUGGUGAUGAGGGAAGGAGCGCAGAUAAAACUGUUAGAAGCCCAGGGGGUUUGGGAAAACUAGGAGUGUUUUCUCUACUCUUCAGUGAGACUCCCUCCCAGCCGAGAUUAUCAGGGUGUUCCAUGUUU
Molecule: messenger RNA, 3650 nt
Organism: Loxodonta africana (African savanna elephant)
Lineage: Eukaryota; Metazoa; Chordata; Mammalia; Proboscidea; Elephantidae
Gene: PNPLA4
Product: patatin like phospholipase domain containing 4
Exons: 6
Coding region: 1577-2338 (253 amino acids)
Biological process (GO): lipid homeostasis; triglyceride catabolic process
Cellular component (GO): cytoplasm; membrane; lipid droplet
Molecular function (GO): retinyl-palmitate esterase activity; triacylglycerol lipase activity
Source: RefSeq, a predicted model, not a curated record